Loxodonta africana (African savanna elephant) is the source of this 1143-nucleotide messenger RNA. It is a transcript of the gene UBE2QL1, whose product is annotated as ubiquitin conjugating enzyme E2 QL1. The record is from RefSeq and is a predicted model, not a curated record. NCBI's taxonomy places the organism in Eukaryota, Metazoa, Chordata, Mammalia, Proboscidea, Elephantidae. The transcript has 2 exons. The coding region runs from base 20 to 913 and encodes 297 amino acids.
GCUCCGGGCCGAGCUUAAGAUGGCCACGCUGCUCCGUAAGAUCGGGCUCAUUCGCCUGCACAACCGGGACACCGAGGACCCCAAACACCACCACAACCACCGCGGCGGCGGCGGCGGCCAGCAGAGCGCGUCGCUGCGCGGCAAGGGCGGCGCCAAGAGCGGCGGCCACAAGCAGCCCCCGCCGCACCCCGGCGGCGCCGGCGACGCUAGCCCGGGGCCCGGCAAGGGCCGGCGAGCGAACGAGCUGGCCCAGCGUGACAGGCCCGCGGUGGGGGCUGCAGGCGCAGCGGGGGCGGCGGGCGCCGGGGGCCCCCGCGAGCGGGCGGCGGGCGCCAGGGCGGGGCCGGGGCCGGCGGUGGCCGCGGGCAGCAGCCUGGUGCCCGCGGCGCGACAGCAGCACUGCACGCAGGUGCGCAGCCGGCGGCUCAUGAAAGAGCUUCAGGACAUCGCGCGCCUCAGCGACCGCUUCAUCUCCGUGGAGCUGGUGGACGAGAGCCUCUUCGACUGGAAUGUGAAGCUGCACCAGGUGGACAAGGACUCGGUGCUGUGGCAGGACAUGAAGGAGACCAACACCGAGUUCAUCCUGCUCAACCUCACCUUCCCUGACAACUUCCCCUUCUCGCCGCCCUUCAUGCGGGUGCUUAGCCCGCGCCUGGAGAAUGGCUACGUGCUGGACGGCGGCGCCAUCUGCAUGGAGCUGCUCACGCCGCGCGGCUGGUCCAGCGCCUACACCGUGGAGGCCGUCAUGCGCCAGUUCGCCGCCAGUCUGGUCAAGGGGCAGGGGCGGAUCUGUAGAAAAGCCGGCAAAUCAAAAAAGUCCUUCAGCCGCAAGGAAGCCGAAGCGACCUUUAAGAGUUUGGUGAAGACGCAUGAGAAGUAUGGCUGGGUCACCCCACCCGUCUCGGAUGGCUGAUGUCUGCCUGGGCCUGAGCCGCUCAGCCACCACCACACACCACCCUGCCCGACACCCUCCUCCACGCCGCACACCACCCACCCUUUUCUACGCCAGCCAGGACUGCAUCAGGAAUGCCGAGGCGACCUUUAAGUUAUUUACGAACAGAUGCGUUUGCAGACAGGAAGAAGGCGCAAGCGCUGCUUGGGAUUCUGUCUCGGUUCUGAAUGAACGAGCAUCCGUGAGCCACU